Molecule: messenger RNA, 1035 nt
Organism: Lolium perenne
Lineage: Eukaryota; Viridiplantae; Streptophyta; Magnoliopsida; Poales; Poaceae
Source: RefSeq, a predicted model, not a curated record
CGGUCUGGACGAGGCCACCGAGGUGCCGCCAUGAAGCUGACGGUGAAGACUCUAAUGGGCAUCCACUUCCAGAUCCGGGUGCAGCACCAUGACACUAUUAUGGCUGUCAAGACGAAGAUUGAAGAGAUCCAAGGAAAGGAUAGCUAUCCACGGGGUCAACAAAUGCUCAUUUACAAGGGCAAGGUGUUGAAGGAUGAAAGCACACUGGACAAGAAUCAAGUUACUGAAGAUAAGUUCCUGAUCGUCAUGCUUUGUAAGAGUAAAGCUUUAGCUUCCACUGGAACUUCAUCUGCUAAGCCUUUGAGCACUCCUGUAUCCAGGCAAGCGCCUCCAAUUGCUCAACCUCAAGCUUCUCAAUCCAUGGUCUCAGCAACUACAACUGCUCAACCUGAAAUACCAUCUGCAGAUUGGAAUCAGGCCAACCCGUCGCGCUGUUUUGUUGCCUCCCCGGUGGUCCAAGGCGUGCAUCAACAAGCAGAAGGCCGACCUCCUAAAACCCUAGCGCGAGCAGCGGGUGGCGUGGGAAGGAAGGACGUCCGACGCUCCGGACGAGGCCACCGAGGUGCCGCCAUAAAGCUGAUGGUGAAGACUCUCAAGGGCACCCUCUUCGAGAUCCGGGUGCAGCACCAUGACACCAUUAUGGCUGUCAAGAAGAAGAUUGAAGAGAUCCAAGGAAAGGAUAUCUAUCCACGGGGUCAACAAAUGCUCAUUUACAAGGACAAGGUGUUGAAGGAUGAAAGUACACUGGACGAGAAUCAAGUUACUGAUGAUGAGUUCCUGGUUGUCAUGCUUAGUAAGGUAGGCUGCUUAUAUGCCAUGUAUAGUAAAGCUUCAGCUUUCAGUGGAACUUUAUCUGCUAAGAUUAUGGCUGUCAAGAACAAGAUUGAAGAGAUCCAAGGAAAGGAUAGCUAUCCUCGGGGUCAACAAAUGCUCAUUUACAUGGGCAAGGUGUUGAAGGAUGAAAGUACACUGGACGAGAAUGAAGUUAGUGAAAAUGAGUUCCUGGUCGUCAUGCUUCGUAAGUUUUCGGCAUAA